Messenger RNA from Pyrenophora tritici-repentis Pt-1C-BFP, 369 nucleotides. The record is from RefSeq and is a predicted model, not a curated record. Lineage: Eukaryota; Fungi; Ascomycota; Dothideomycetes; Pleosporales; Pleosporaceae.
AUGAAGAAAGAAGACCAGACCAGACCAUUCCGAUCACUGAUUGCUGCUGCUGCAAAAGAUCGAGCUCAAAUUGAUUGGUUCUACGAGAAGCUUUCUGGAAGAUUCAACACCAAGAACCUGGGGGAGAUUCAUAAGAUCCUUGGAGUACGAGUUACGCGAGACAGAAAGCGCCGCACAAUCUACCUCGAUCAAGAACAGUACCUACACGCAGUACUUGACAAGUUUGGAAUGUCUAGCAAACAACACAGAGACAAGAAGAUUCCAUCUGCAGAUUACACUUCAUUUAGGCCAGCCACUGACAACGACACCCGAAUCGACAUCACUGAAUACCAGCAAGCAGACUCCGCAACAAUCAAUCGAUUGACAUGA